Molecule: messenger RNA, 1567 nt
Organism: Megachile rotundata (alfalfa leafcutting bee)
Lineage: Eukaryota; Metazoa; Arthropoda; Insecta; Hymenoptera; Megachilidae
Gene: Cdk5alpha
Product: Cdk5 activator-like protein
Biological process (GO): axon guidance
Cellular component (GO): protein kinase 5 complex; growth cone; cytoplasm
Molecular function (GO): protein kinase binding; cyclin-dependent protein serine/threonine kinase activator activity
Source: RefSeq, a predicted model, not a curated record
CCCCGCACCGCGUCUCCACCUUGAGAUCACCGAGACCUCCGCCCACUACGUCUCAGCAAACGCAGGAACCGGGUCAUCAGACCCACGAGUCGAAUCCGACCGACCAGAAUCCGGGUCAUCAGGCCCAGAACCCUAGCCGUCAGUCGCAGAACCCGCAACACGAACAGAAUCCAGGUCAUCCGACCCAGAAUCCGGGCCAUCAUCAAAAUCCCGGCCACCAGCCGUCCAAAACAGGACAGCAGACGCAGAACCCGGGUCAUCAGACCCAAAAUCCUGGCCACCCGACUCAGAAUCCGGGUCGACAGAAUCCCAGCCAUCAGUCCACCCAGACCCAACAGCCGUCGUUGCAGCAGCAACAAUCUGAACAACAACAACAACAGGAGACUCCUCCCAGCAACAUGGGCACCGUGUUGUCGUUCAGCCCCCGUGAUAGACGGGGCUCCGGGUACCCGCCAACGGGCCAUCAGCAUCCGGCUGACUUCACCCUGAACAAUUUCAAUUACGAACAGCUGAACAAUGCGAAAAACCGCGAGAACAAGAGCGGUGUCGCCACGGUGGCGCCGGCGCCGCCGACGAAUCACCCGCCUACGAACAAUAACGCGUUGCAAAAUAACAAUAUCAAUUUGAACAACAACGAUAACGCGAGGAUCAUCUCGGAGAAGAACGCGCUCGAGAAGAACCUGAAGAAACACUCGUUGUUCAUAAACGCGCUGUCGUGGAAACGAUUCAGCACGUCGAACAACAACAAGAAGAAGCUCGACAAUAAGAACAAGAAUAUCGGUUUCCGACAACCGCUCGAUAACAUACCCAUCGUCGAUAAAAACAAGAAUAUACAGACGCCACAGACGAAGCCUCCGGCGUCGAACAAUAACCACACCACGCACAACCCGACGUGCGAGAAGCUAGUGCAGAAACCUUUACCCCCUAAGCCAAGGAAAACUGUGAUCCAAGCCUCGACCUCGGAAUUGCUCAAGUGCCUCGGCGUCUUCCUUCACAGGAAAUGCACCCGUUUAAGAGACUUCCAGGCUGGCGACGCUGUCAUGUGGCUGAAGACCGUCGAUAGGUGUCUGCUACUUCAAGGCUGGCAGGACGUCGCGUUCAUCAAUCCUGCCAAUGUUGUGUUCGUUUAUAUGCUGGUGAGAGAGUUGGUGGACGGCGACGAGGCGUCCGAGAGAGAGCUUCAAGCAACGGUGUUGACGUGCCUGUACCUGAGCUACAGCUACAUGGGCAACGAAAUCAGCUACCCGUUGAAACCGUUCCUGGUCGAGGAUAGCAAAGACAAGUUCUGGGACAGAUGCCUGUUGAUCGUCAAUCGAUUGAGCUCCAAGAUGCUGCGAAUCAACAGCGAGCCAGGAUUCUUCACGGAAAUCUUCACUGAACUGAAGGCGUGCGGAGCUGGCGAUCGAGGUAGUCUGCCUGGUAGCGGCCUCGAGCGGAGCCUCGUCGUCUCCGGAGUCGCGGUACCCACCAAGGCGGCUUGACGGAGCUACACACACCUGCUGGUACGCAUCGCCAGGCACGGCUGCGACGUCACGACGCUCUGACGACGGCCAUCGCGACGACGAGG